Messenger RNA from Chanos chanos (milkfish), 4638 nucleotides. RefSeq names its product NLR family CARD domain-containing protein 3. The coding region runs from base 1018 to 4614 and encodes 1198 amino acids. The transcript is spliced from 12 exons. Lineage: Eukaryota; Metazoa; Chordata; Actinopteri; Gonorynchiformes; Chanidae. The record is from RefSeq and is a predicted model, not a curated record. Gene Ontology annotation, molecular function: protein binding.
AUAUAUAGAUAAACAAAUAAACAAAUCACUACCUUCAAUUCUCAAAACAAUUUCUUAACUUCAACUCACUCCAACACAGCUACUCUCUGUACUCCUGUCUCCCUCAAUGUACAAUGACCAAAAAGCCCCUUUUUGUGCUAUAAGCCCCUCCCCUUGGAACAUACCAGCUACCUUCUGUUAAUUUAAAAUAAGAUAGAAACUAAUUAUCCACCCCAGUGCAUAUAUACAAUCACAAACACAAAUAUACACUCCACAGUAAUUUUUUAACUUUCACCAUUUCUGGCUCGUAGCAGCCAAUCAUUAUAUUUUAACAUAAAAACCCCUUUUCCCUGGAGUGGUCCCUUCCCCGCGUGCAUCACGCAUGCGCCACUCCAGCUAAACCGAAUAAACGCAUUCGUGUUCCUAUGGUUCUGUUUGGUCCUCCACUGCACCAGUAGUCCCAUGCUACUGUAAACAAACAGACAAACAAAGAAAACAGAGGGAGACACGACAAUCCAACAAACACUACAACGCAAUAAGAACAUUCAAACCAAGCGACAUGUAUUAUAAAGACAGGACAAACAUUUAUCUGGGUAAUUGUGUAUGUGUGUAACCUGAUAAAGAUGGGAAAGAUGGCGUCGCUCGCGGCCUGAGACAGAGCCCUCUGUCACACUUCUUAAAGACAACACAAUCCCCAGGUAGGUGGCACCCUCUAGCAUCUUGUGUGUGCUGCAUGCCUUUCCCUACACUGUGGCUGAGGAUUUAGUCUUAUUUUCUGUUGUUUUUCUUAAUACAUUAGCAUGUGUUGUCAUAUUGCUCUGGCAACAUUCUAUGAUGCUUUGUAUCCAAUGAAUGUAAGACACUUGUUGUGGAUUCUAUGUGUCCAACUCAGUGUAUGAUGUCAGAUCACUGGGGGUUAACUCUGUGCAUAUUUUCCUCUUCAUUUACUCGUAGUCUCUUUCCUGGCCUCUUCUCUAUCUCCGUUCUCCCUUUGGUUUAAUUGUCUUGGCCCAUGGUUAUAAACUGGCUCUGGAAAGAAUGAAGAGGCAUGAAUCUCUGCAGAGAACCACUGUCUCUAAAAUGAGUCUUUCUGGAGAGUGUGAAGAGGGCAAUGGCUUUAACACGAGUCUUUCUGGAGAGUGUGAGGCAGCAGCCAGGGGCUGUAGUGACAUGAGCUCUUUAAGUUUCGUUCACAGGGAGCAGCCGAAGAGACCACAGUCUCCUACACCUUCCUGUCUGUCUAUGAAGAGUGAUGGCUCAAUGCCUCCACCAUUACACUUCAGCAAAGAAGCCUGCAAAUUAGGCAAAAGUGAGGUAACAGACAGUGAGCUUCCAGAGGAUCUCUUCCAGAUUGACAUGUCUGAUCCUUUGAAAAAGCUGAAAGACAUUGUUAAAGUGAAACUAAGGCAACAUUUUAAAAGCAUCCACGAAGGAUUCUCGCUUCAGGGCAAAUCAGUGCUACUGACUGAGAUCUACACGGAGCUCUACAUCACAGUGGGUGGAAGUGGACAGGUGAAUAAUGAACAUGAAGUCAGACAGAUUGAGUUGAUGUCCAAGAGACACAGAACUCAAGAGACUCCGAUCAAAUGUAAUGAGAUAUUCAAAGCACUUCCGGGACAAAGGAGACAAAUCAGAACAGUGCUGACUAAAGGGAUAGCUGGAAUCGGGAAGACUGUGUCUGUACAGAAGUUCAUUCUUGACUGGACUGAAGGAAAAGCCAAUCAAGAUAUUAUGGUCAUAGUCCCUCUGCCUUUCAGAGAUCUGAAUCUGAAGAAAGAGAACUACAGUCUCAUCCAACUUCUUCAUCACUAUGCUCCAGAGCUGAAAGAGAUCAAAUACAUCAGUGAUGAAAACCUUAAACUUCUUUUCAUUUUUGACGGUCUGGAUGAGUGUCGACUUCCUUUAGAUUUCCAGAACAAUGAACUUUGCCGUGAUGUUACAGAGUCAACCUCAGUAGAUGUGCUGCUGACAAACCUCAUCAAAGGGAAUUUACUUCCCUCGGCUCUCAUUUGGAUAACAUCCAGACCAGCGGCAGCCAAUCAGAUCCCUCCUGAAUGUGUCCACCAGGUCACAGAGAUCCGUGGGUUUAAUGAUCCUCAAAAGGAGGAGUAUUUCAGGAAGAGAAUCAGAGAUCCGAGUCUAGCCAGCAGAAUUGUCACACAUAUCAAGUCAUCAAGGAGCCUCCACAUCAUGUGCCACAUACCAGUCUUCUGCUGGCUUUCAGCCACUGUGCUGGAGACUAUGAUGAGUGAUGCAGGCCCUGGUGAAAUACCCAGAACUCUGACUGAGAUGUACACUCACUUCCUACUCAUUCAGAUGAGUUUAAAGAAUAAGAAGUACCAUGGAAGUACCACACUGGAAAACCCGAAGAGGCUAUCUCAGUCAGACAGAGAGAUGAUUCUUAAACUGGGAAAAUUGGCUUUUCAACAGCUGGCGAGGGGUAAUCUAAUAUUCUAUGAAGAGGACCUGAGAGAGUGUGGCAUUGAUGUCAGUAAAGCUUCAGAGUACUCUUCACUGUGCACAGAGAUCUUUAGAGAGGAGUUGGGAUUGUACAGGGAGAGGGUUUUCUGUUUUGUCCAUCUGAGUAUUCAGGAACAUCUGGCCGCAGUGUAUGCACAUGUUUCAUGUGUGAGUGAAAACAAAAAUGUUUUUGGCCCACUAAAGCCUCAGAAAGAAAAGGACACAAUAUCACUGACUGCACUAUACCAGACUGCUGUGACCAGAACCCUGAGGAGCAAAAAUGGUCACCUGGAUCUUUUUCUUCGUUUCCUUCUUGGCCUCUUACUGGACUCCAACCAGAGUCUCCUUCAAGAACUGUUGACAGGAGAUAACUCAGAAAUGAGAACAUACACCACAGAACAGGCAAUUUCUUGCAUAAAGUGGAAUAUCAGUCUGGAAUCAUCACCAGAGAGGAUCAUCAAUCUGUUCCACUGUCUUAAUGAGCUGAAUGACAACUCUCUAGUGGAGGAAAUCCAGACUGCAUUCAGAUCAGGAACUCUGUCAGAUAAACAGUUGGAACCAGACCAGUGCUCAGCUCUGGCCUUUGUGUUACUGAUGUCACAGGAGGUUUUGGAGGAGUUUGACCUGAAGAUGUUCAAAACAUCUGCAGCAGGUCAGCAGAGACUGCUCCCAGUGCUGAAAAUGUGUAGGAUCGCCAAACUGGAUCACUGUGAUCUCUCAUCUGAAUCUUGUGUAACUGUGGCCUUGGCUCUCCCGUCAGUGAACUCACCCCUGAGAGAGCUGGAUCUCAGCUCCAAUAACCUGACAGUUUCAGGAGUGAAGCUGCUCACUGAGGGACUCAUGAGUCCAAACUGUAAAAUAUGGAAACUGGGAUUGGCAGGUUGUGAUCUCUCAUCUAAAUCUUGUGAGCAUGUGGCCUCAAUUCUUCAGUCGAUGAAUUCGGCCCUGGUAGAGCUUGAUCUCAGGUCCAAUAAUCUGACAGAUUUGGGAUUGAAGUUGCUCUCUGUUGGACUGAUGAAUCCAAACUGUAAACUACAAAAACUGGGAUUGGACAACUGUAAUCUCUCAUCCCAGUCCUGCAUGACUGUGGUCUUAGCUCUCCAGUCGGUGAACUCAUCCCUGAGAGAGCUGGAUCUCAGCGACAAUAAUCUGUCAGAUUCAGGAGUUAAGGUGCUCACUGCUGGACUGAUGAGCCCUAACUGUAAACUACAGAAACUUGAAUUAAGAAUGUGCAGUAUCACAGAGGCAUGUUGUGUGAAUGUUGCCUCAGUUCUGCAGUGUCCCCACUCUGACCUAAGAGCACUAGAGUUGAGAGACAACGACCUGAAAGAUUCAGGAGUGAAGUCACUCUCGGCUGGACUAGAGGAUCCAGGGUGUAAAUUAGAGAAACUGGGGCUGUCAGGUUGUCUAAUUACAGAGGAAGGCUGUGCUUCACUGGCCUCAUCCCUGAGGUCAAACCCCUCACACCUCAGGGAGCUGGAUCUGAGCUACAAUCACCCAGGAGAUUCAGGAGUGAAGCUGUUCUCCGAUCUUCUAGAAGAUCAACACUACAAACUGGGAAAACUGGAAUUGGACCAUUGUGAUGAGUGCAGGGUAAAACUUGGAUUCAGGAAAUAUGCCCGUCAGCUCACGCUGGACCAGAACACGGCACAUGCAAACCUCUCUCUGUCUGAGGGGAACAGGAGAGUGACUCACGUUCUGGAAAAGCGGCGAUAUUUGGAUCACCCCGAGAGAUUUAAGUUUCAUCCUCAGGUGCUCUGUAAAGAGGCUCUGGCCGAGCGCUGUUACUGGGAGGUGGAGUGGGAGGGAGAAGCAGACAUUGGAGUGAGACACAGGCACGGGAACCGUGAGAGGACGGGCUGGGAUGCGGAUCUUAUGGGAAUGGAUGACAAGUCUUUUGGUUUGGUGUGCCAACGGGAGAGUUUCCACUUCUGGCACAGGGGGAAGAGAGCUUUUCAAGUCUCUCCUCCUCCCUCCCCGACCAGAGUAGGAGUCUAUCUGGACUGGGCUGGUGGCACUCUAUCCUUCUACAGUGUUUUCAGUGACACACUGACCCUCCUAUACACCUUCCAGACCACAUUCACUGAGCCCCUUUACGCUGGAUUUAGGGUUAACCCUGACUCCUCAGUGACUCUGUGUCAGCUGGAAUACACCCGCAGAGUGAGCAUAGCUUAGAGAGAAAAGACAAAAGCCAGCCAA